AUGAGCGGGAGGCGGGGCUGCCCGCCGUCACCGCCGCCGCCCGUCUACACCCCCGUCAGGACGCGUCUGUCCGUCGGCCGGGCGUCCACGGGCACGUUACAGCGGGACCCCCCGGAACACAACCACGUCCAGACUCCCACUGACGAGAGCAGUCCACUGCCGGCCGUCAUCAAACUCAGAAAGGUGCAGCCGUGCAGUAUAUCGAGCUCGCUGCCCAGCACGCCGGGCUCCGAACACAAGCGCUCGCUGCAGCGCACGUACGGCGUGGCGGGGGGCGGGCCGGGGGGCGGGGCCGAGCGGGCCGCGUCCCCGCCGCGCGUCACGCUUCACUCCAUCAUCACCGAGUACCUCUACAACCAGCACGCGCUCUGCAAGAACCCCGUCGUCACGUGCCCUCAGUUCAACCUGUUCGAGCCCCACAAGUGCCCGGAGCCGCGGUCGGGCGCCGUGGCGUCGUUCGUGUCGCGGGGGGCGGAGCCUCGCAACGUGGCCAUGCGCACGGUGCGGCGCGAGCUGGGCGCGACCUCCUCGGUGCGCGCGCACGCCGGCCUGGCGCACUCGCACUUCGCGGCCGCGCGCACGCUGCGCCUGCAAGACGACGACGCGUACUUCACACACAGUAUAUUCCACCCAACCCAGCAGCAACUCCUGUCGGCGACGUCAUCCGGUGACAUUAAGAUCUUCAACCUGUUCACUGGGACCGAGGAGAACUCCUACCAAGUCCACGCCUCCUAUAUCUAUCACAUGCAGGCCAGCAUGGACGGCUCGCUGCUGCUGGCUUCGUCGUCCAACUCCUGGAGAGCCACCUCCGCCUUGUGGGACAUGAAGGACUUUGAGCAGCUGUUCACAUUAGAGAGCGAGGAGUACAUAGAGUUCUCGAAGACGUCGUGCGACCGCAUCAUCGGCACCAAGGGCGAGACGGCGACCAUCUUCGACACGAGGAGCGGCCGUCAGCUGCUGAUCCUGGCGCCCACGAUCAGCAACCACUACGCCAAGAACCGCGCCACUUUCAACCCCACCGACGAACUGGUGCUCUCCGACGGCGUUCUGUGGGACGUGAACACGGGCAAACAGAUCCACAAAUUCGACAAACUGAACCAAACACACAGCGGCGUCUUCCAUCCCAACGGACUCGAGGUGAUAUCAAAUACGGAGGUCUGGGAUCUGAGGACAUUCCACCUGCUGAGGACGGUCCCAGCACUGGAUAAAUCAGAAGUGAUAUUUAACCCCACAUGCACAGCGCUGUAUGCGGUCUGCUCCGACCAGGACUCAGAGGAGAGGAACCAGUUCGAUACAAGCUUCAAGACAUUGGACCCCUACGACUAUUCAAGUAUAGCGACGAUAGACGUGAAACGGAACAUAUACUCGCUGAGCGUAUCCCGGUACGGCACCCAGAUAUCAGUGGUGGAGAACCUGGGCGACUUCGAUCAGGUGCAAGAGUCCUGCGUGAAGAUAUACGACGUGGGCAGGAAGCGGGACCACGAAGACGACGCGGAAGAAGACGAAGAGGAUGAUCUUGCCGGAGGAUCAGAGAACGAUGAUGGUUCAGAUUCGGGCUCCGAUAACGAUGAUGAUUUGGCGUCGAGUUUGCUGCGAGACGCCAUGAUGGACUUAGCUGAAGGUGACAGUACAGGCGAGUCGUCGAGAGAAGACAACGACGAGAGACCGGCGCGGCGCCGACGCAGGCGGAGGGGAGGUCGGGCGGCGCUCGGAGAACUACACAUCAGCGAUACGGAUGGAGAGGAUCUGGAUCUAGGAGACCUUCUGCACUUCGAGGUCGACUAACAUUAAAUGAUUUUUUUAA
This is a messenger RNA of Leptidea sinapis, 1804 nucleotides long. It is a transcript of the gene mahj, whose product is annotated as DDB1- and CUL4-associated factor 1. The transcript has 15 exons. Gene Ontology annotation, cellular component: Cul4-RING E3 ubiquitin ligase complex; nucleus. The record is from RefSeq and is a predicted model, not a curated record. Lineage: Eukaryota; Metazoa; Arthropoda; Insecta; Lepidoptera; Pieridae. Gene Ontology annotation, molecular function: protein binding. Bases 1 to 1785 code for a protein of 594 amino acids. Gene Ontology annotation, biological process: protein ubiquitination.